Geodia barretti is the source of this 576-nucleotide messenger RNA. The record is from the annotation of a GenBank genome assembly. Lineage: Eukaryota; Metazoa; Porifera; Demospongiae; Tetractinellida; Geodiidae.
AUGACCGUCGUCGCGAUCGUAAACCAGAAGGGCGGAGUCGGAAAGACCACCCUGGCCACCAACCUGGCCUGGUCCCUGGCCCAGACCGCAUCCGUGCUGCUCCUGGACGCCGAUCCCCAGGGCAGCGCCCGUGACUGGGGCCACUUCAACACCAGCAGACCCGAGAACCUCCGCUACGACUGGCUUAUCCUCGAUUGCCCUCCCGGCGUCAGCAACACCAGCGCCGACGCCGUGCGGGUCGCAGACGUGGUGCUGAUCCCAGCCAAGGCCAGCGCCUUCGACGUCUGGGCCGCCACCGACAUCGUGGCAGCCGUGAAGGCGCGUCAGCAGUCGAGCAACGGCAUCCCCAGAGCCGCCUUCGUGAUCACCAUGGCCAAGCCCCGUACCAUCCUCGGCCGGCAGAUCGACGCUGCCCUUGCCGAGCUUGGACUACCGGUGCUGAACAGCAGGACCUCCGACCGGGUGGCUUACACCCAUGCCGGCAACGAAGGAACCUCAGUGAUAGAAGGACCCGACAGCACCGCCCGCGAUGAAAUCCUCGCCAUACGCCGUGAAUUGGAGCAGUUGACCCCAUGA